Molecule: messenger RNA, 4210 nt
Organism: Condylostylus longicornis
Lineage: Eukaryota; Metazoa; Arthropoda; Insecta; Diptera; Dolichopodidae
Gene: Ge-1
Product: enhancer of mRNA-decapping protein 4 homolog
Exons: 4
Coding region: 143-4210 (1355 amino acids)
Biological process (GO): deadenylation-independent decapping of nuclear-transcribed mRNA
Cellular component (GO): P-body
Molecular function (GO): protein binding
Source: RefSeq, a predicted model, not a curated record
UUUCAAUUCUAGCUUGAUUUUCAGCCCGAAGGUCAAUAAAAUAAAAAACGAAAAAUAGUUUUUCAUAAAUUGAGACAAUUUUCUUUAAAGCCAAAAUAAAAUUAAGAAAAAUUAUUAAGAUAUACGAGAGCUAUUCGUUAAUAUGAGUAAUUAUAUGGAUUCUAAGACUGCAAAUGCAAGCGGUUCCUCACCACAGCAACAAAAUAUAAUUUCCUUUAAAAGUAACGUAACAAACAAAAUUACAAAAAAAAUUAUAGGAAAAGAUGUAAAAAUAAUUUGCAGCAAUACUGGUUCAGAGCUUGAGCACGGUAGCUCAAAAGUUCGACUAAAAAAUAUUGUAGAUUAUACUUGGGAAGAAAAAAGAUAUCCAGGUCACCUAAUCGCAGUUCACAUGGAUGGCAAGCAUAUUGCUUAUGUUAUUAAAGUUAGUAAUAGACAAACGGGAGCUGAGGAAGGGAUGGUUCGCGUUGUAAAUACGACUACUAGUAAACGUGCAUUAAUUAAGGGUAUGGCUAGUGAAGUGUUAGAUGUACAGUUCGCUCAUAUUGAACGCACACAAGUAUUAGCUUGCAUAGAUUCGUCUAAUUUAUAUGUACACAAAAUCGACAUGCUUUCAGAUAACUUAAUUUGUAGUUUAUUGUUAAGAGUUGAAGAUCCUUUAGAAAAUUAUCAAGCAAAAGUCAACAAAAUUUCGUGGUGUCCCCUUUUUCCAAUAAGAGACGAUGAAUUCAGUAGCAAUUCAAAUGAUGAAGAUGAUCAAGACUCUAGUCAAUUGAUUGUGUGGUCUAGAGGAAAAGUUUUCCAGUGUUUUAAUGUUAAUAUUAUUAUUAAUUCGCAUGGUAUUGGGAAACAUAACCCGAAAGAUAUUUCUGAUGGCUACUUACAAUCGAAAGAUAAUAACACUAUUAUUACAUGGAUAUCAUUAUCACCUGACGGUACUACUCUCAGCGUUGGAAGUGAAGAUGGUUAUAUUCGAUUUUACCAAGUUUAUUUCCAUGAAAAACAACCAAGAUGCUUACACGAAUGGAAUCCCCACAAUGGUCAAUCCAUUUCUUCUUUCUUUUUCUUAGAUAAUUACAGAAAAAAAUCUUCGACAGAUACGUUUUGGAAACAUGCGUUAACUGGAGCUAAAAAUAAUACUGAGCUAAAAUUAUGGGAUUGCGGCACGUGGGAGUGUUUGCAAACUUUAUCAUUUACGUACCCAAUACCAAAUAAAAAAUCACCAUCUGCUUUGUAUUUUAAUGCAGAUAUUGAUUCCUCAUCAUCGUAUUUGGUUCUUUCAAAUAUUGAAUCACGAAAUCUGUACAUAUUGCAAAUUGGUUUUGAUAAUAAUAUAAAUGAUCAAAAAGUAAAAUCGUCGGACAACCGAAUUAAAAAAUUAAAUAAUAGUGUAAAUAUACGCGGUAUUUCUGAGUAUCCCAUCUCGUGGCCUAUAUUAAGUUUCUCUAUAGUUGACACUAAUAUUACUCAAUUGUAUACGUAUAAUAUGAAUGAAAGUUAUUUGAUGGAUGAUGUUGAUGAAUAUGAUGAAGAUAACUUAGCUAUAUCAGGGGUAGUCCUACGCUUGUUCGUUGUUCAACCAAAAAGUGUGCAAGAAUGUCUAAUAUUUUACCAACCACUCUCCGAAUUUGAUGAAAAUGACAAUUGUGACUUAAACUCAACAAGUUCUGAAAAUAAUGAAUCGGUAUUGUUGGCUGAUUUACUUGACGAACCUUUGGAUUACGCGAAAGCAUUGAAAACUGGAGAAACAAACUUAAGUUCAAGUAUAAAUGAAUCUUCAACAGGAGCAUCAACAAUAAAGAAAUCCAUAGAAGAAGUGGAUAUUAAAAAAAAACUCAACUGCUCAUCUCCAUUAAUCCAAGGUUUAUCCAAUUUUGACAAAAGUCAAGAAGAAGAAAAAAUGGCGGUUGCAGCGGCAACUGUUCCUUCUGGACAAUCACAGAAGUCGUCACAGAUCAGUUUAAUGACACCCGAAUCAUUCAGCGCUAAAUUAACCUCAACAAAUACUUCAAAAGAUAACAGCAAAAAAUCUCCGGAGUUGGUAAAUUCUGACGUUUUAUCAACAAUUUUGAUGUUAGCUAGUGUAACUGGAUCGCAAAGUACAAAAGCUCAAACAGAAAACUUAAACUUUUUGAAUUUAGUUAAUAACAAAAUAAUUGAGGAUCAGCAAAAAUUGAGAACUCAAGGAAAUGCUUCGGGUAUGCCGAUUAUUCCUUCGUCGAUUGAGGAAAAACCCAAUAACGCUGUAGUUGACUUUGGAAUGGAAGACAUAGAUAACGAAGAAGAAGACGAUGAAGAUGAUGACGAUUCCUUAACUGGAAAAAAUAAUUCUUCAUUAACUAGUGGUGGAUCGAGUCCUCCAAGUCGAGAAGUUCAAGAAAUCAUGUCAUCCAAAGAUUACGAAACAAAAUUACUUUCGCAUUUUGUAUAUAAAAUUGAAAACGCUAAUAAGGAAACUAAAGAAAAAGUAAAUAAGUUUCAAACAGCAUCUGAAAUAGCAGCUGGUGUUAUAAAUGCUUCAGUUUCUUCUGAAAAAACGCAGCAACAGCCAAUUUCCAAAAAUUCUUCUACUUCAUCAAAUAAAGUGUGUAACAACGAUGGAGUGGAUUCUAAUAAAAAAAAACUUUCUGCAACGGAUUGGCCUAAGGUUCCGGAUCUAAAAACUGUUGGUGGUCCCACAGAAAUAUUACCUUCUACACCAAAUUCAAUUCCUUUACCAUCUUUAGCGCAACCUAUGCAACCACAACAACAGCAAUCUAUUUUAAAUUCCAGCCCACAAGUUAAGUCUAAUACAAAUGUGUUAUCGUCAACACCACCUUCAACACAAGUUAUUAACAGAAUGGAUAUAACUGAACUCAACUCAAAAAUUGAUACACUAAUUCAAGUUCUUCAACUGCAGUCUACUCAAAUUAAAAAUUUAGAAAAAGAAGUUAUUGAAUUACGAAUCAAAAAUGAAAGUUCUAUUAAAGUUAAUAACACAAGUAUUCAAGACUUGAGUAGACAAACAGAAAAUCAAAUAAUAAAAAUAUUGGAAGAUUAUUUAACAAAGUUCGAUAAAGAAUAUUGCCGCAAAUAUGAAGAAUUCUUGUUUGAAACCGAAAAACAUUGUCGAGUACUUGAAGAAAAGUGGAACGUUAAAAACCAAGUAUUCUUUAAUCAAAUUGUCGAGAAGUUUUCAAACACUAUUGUUCCAGUAUUGUUAAAACGAUUAGAUGCAAUUCAGACGCAAAUGCAAGCAGAAGUGGUAAAAAAACUAAGCACGUUAGAACAAGCUUUACGUGAGACGAUCACACAUUUAUGUCGAAGUAAACCUAUUAUUGAUACUUUUGGAAAAUCAGUAUUGAUGGGGGUUCAAGGAAGCUUACAAGCAGCUUUUAUAGAAUCAAUGUCAAGUACAUUAAUACCAGCAUAUGAAAAAUCCUCUCAAAACAUGUUCAGGCAACUUCAUGAAACAUUUUCUAUUGGCAUAAAAGAAGUAAUGGAACAAUUUGAUAACUAUUUGUCACAAAUGCAACCUGUACAAGAGACUACUGACCAAAUAUUGAAUCGAAUUGGAAAACUUCGUGAGGUUCUUCACGGAAACUUAUCUAGACAAACACAAUCAAUCAAUGAUAAUUUAUUAGAGACAAAGAAAGAAAUCAAGCAACUGGAAAUAAAUUUUAUAAGACAUUUUUCUGAGUUGAUAAAAAAAGAAAUACAGCGAAAUUUCGAAACUCAAGUCGCUUCUUUGGAGGAUUCAGUAUUAAGUGCUGUACGAUCACAAGCAGCCACUCCAGCGCCAUCUUCUUUAUAUGAGUUACAAGAUCAAAUCAAGCAGCUUUUAACACAGAACCAAGUAAAUUCUGCAUUUAAUCAAGCUCUUUUAGCAAAUGAUCUUAGCUUGGUUGAAUAUACUCUUGAGAAGGCUGAUUAUAAAGCGGUUUUUACAUCGCAAGGAUGCUGUUUAGAACAAACGGUUUUACUUUCACUUAUUCAGCAAGUUUCAGCCGAUAUGAGCAAUCAUAACGAACUUAAACAAAAGUAUUUAGCUGAAGCAAUAUUAAAUUUAAAUUUAAGUGAUCCUAUUACAAAAGAACAUGCUCCAAAGGUGAUGAAAGAACUUUACAGAAACUGUCAAAAUUACUUAUCGACUAAUUCUAAAAGCCCCUUGUGCAGUAAUGUUCGUAUGAUUAUGAUGGCUGUUUUAGGAAUGGGUUACAAAUUUAAUUAA